Messenger RNA from Striga asiatica, 3453 nucleotides. NCBI's taxonomy places the organism in Eukaryota, Viridiplantae, Streptophyta, Magnoliopsida, Lamiales, Orobanchaceae. The record is from the annotation of a GenBank genome assembly.
AUGGACGACAGAAUAUCCGAAUUGCCAAUUCCUAUACGUCACCACAUUCUCUGUUUCCUCUCCCAAAAAGAAGCUGUGAGAACUUGUCUCCUCUCCAAACAAUGGCGCCACGUAGGAUCAACCCGCCCCAACCUCGAAUUUUCUGAAAAAUGGUUCGACAACACACAAGAAAAGUUCGUCUCCGUCAUCAACCGAACCCUACAAGGAUACCGCGAUCAGAACCUCUCGAUACACAAACUCCAUCUCGACUUAUCGAGGCCCGACUCACGACCGGUCGUCUCCCUUCUCGACAAAUGGAUUCCUAUAAUAGCGGCCCUCAACAUAAAAGCUUUCAAACUCAACUUUCGUUCAUAUACGCCGCUGUAUUAUGACCUGCCCUCGGCAGUGUUCUUAGCCGAGUCCCUCGAAGAACUACACCUGAGCAAUUGCAGGCUGAGCCCGGUCGAGAGCUUGCGGUUCAAAUGUUUGCGCACACUCACCCUCAGCGUCGUCCAAUUUGAUGGUGGAACAUUCGAGAAGAUAACUUCGGGUUGCCCUUCGCUCAGGCGCCUGGUCCUUAAUUUUUGCGAGGGGUUGAGAAACGUUAGGCUGAGCGAGGCGGCGUUGCCUGGCCUCAAGUACUUUGAAUUGUGUGAUUCUGAGAUCGUAGGGCGUAGCGUCGAAAUCGAUGUCCCGAAUAUCGAGACAGUCUUUAUCUUGGGCCCAUGGAUUUGCUGCCCGACACUUGCAAGCUUGGCCCUAUAUAAUUGCUCCGGUUUCAAAGUAUUCCAUCUCGCAAGUGAUUCGGUCAAGUACUUGAACUUGACCAUCUGGACAGACGUAAUAUUGCUUGAAGGAGUUACGAUUUGUGCCCCCAACAUUGUCAAGUUUAAUUUCACUGCCCCUAUUCCCCUGGCACUGGACACAUUCUCUCUUGCGACUAAUUCCAAGAAGUGGUACUCAAGUGUAAGGCUCUCUUCAGGUGUGAAUGAUCCCGAUUUCAACGUCAAUUCGUGGUUCCUUGCAGUGAGACGAUUGCUCAAGGCAAUAAGUGGGUCUCGAAUUUCUCUGAUUCUGGAGAUGGACGGCGGCCCUCUGAACGUGCCCUGUAGUGCUGUUCUAGGUGACGAGCCGCCUGUGGUGGUGGAGAGCUUGAAUUUUUCUACUCGUAAAUGUCGCACGGCGUCUUGGUACUUGGAGUUUACCAGUGGCUUGUUUCGUGUUUGUCGACCGAGGCAUGUAGGGAGUGGUACCCUUGUCAGCGGGUCGUACUGGAAGUACAGGCUCUCGGAGUUUCAGUUAAACAUCUUGCUUGCUAACAAGAGCCUCUGGACCAAGACCUACUUUUGGCAGCAUGAUUUGGAGCAAGUGCACGUCGAUGGGAAGCUCGUGCAGUACACAAACUGGUUGGGAUUCCGAAACAGGACAUAUGAUGGGAUAGUGUGCCUUGAGUUGGAAUGGAGCGGUCAGACUUCUCGGAAUUGCGAAACAGGACGAGCUGGUGAAUUAGGCUGCAAAAAAAUUAACUUGAGAGGCUUAGAUGGCAUUCAAGGCCCCGUAUAUGUCGGCACUGGAUGUCUCUUCAACAGAACAACUUUGUAUGGAUAUGAGCCUCCUCACAAACCUAAGCAUAAGAAACCUGGUUUUCUCUCUUCCUCCUUUGACCAAUCAAAUAGGAUGGAUUUACGGUUAUGUGACAGAAGAUAUUCUGUUCUGACGGGUUUCUACAAGGGGUCGGCUCCGAUCUAUUCUUCUUCUUCUUCUUCUUCUUGUUCUUCUUCUUGUUGUUGUUGUUUUAAAGGAGAAUACCUCGGCAGCCAUGGACGACAGAAUAUCCGAAUUGCCAAUACCUAUACUUCACCACAUUCUCUGUUUCCUCUCCCAGAAAGAAGCUGUGAGAACUUGUCUCCUCUCCAAACAAUAGGAACAACCCGCCCAAACCUCGACUUCUCCGAAGAAUGGUCCCACGACACACAAGAAAAGUUUGUCUCCAUCAUCGACCGAACCCUACAAGGAUACCGUGAUCACAACCUCUCCAUACACAAACUUCAUCUCGACUUAUCCAGCCCUGAAUCACGACCGGUCGUCUCCCUUCUCGACAAAUGGAUCCCAAUAAUGGCCGCCUUCAACAUAAAACUGUUCAAACUCGACUUUCUUUCAUGUACUCCGCCGUGUUACAACCUUCCCUCGGCAGUGUUCUUAGCUGAGUCCCUCGAAGAACUACACCUGCGCAAAUGCAGGCUGAGUGCGGUCCCGCUCGAGAGCUUGCAGUUGAAACGUCUGCGAACGCUCACCCUCAAAGGGGUCAAAGUUGAUGAUGGGACUUUCGAGAAGAUAAUGUCGGGAUGCCCUUUGCUCAGGCACCUGGAAAUUUAUAGUUGUCCGGGGUUGAGAAACGUUAGGCUGAACGAGGUGGCAUCACCUGGGCUCAACCACUUUGUAUUGAAUAGUUACCAGAGGAUUGACGGGCGUAGCAUCGAAGUCGAUAUCCCGAAUCUCGAGACGGUCCGCAUCAUGGGCCCAUGGAUUUGGUGUCACCGCCAAAGCACAUUCAUGUUCUCUCGUCUCACGAGUUUGCAUCUCUAUAAAGUGAUCCUGUCGAGCGAGUCCUUCAACUUGUUAUCGUCCGGCUGCCCGACUCUUGAGCACUUGACCCUAUUUGAUUGCACCGGUUUUGAGGAAUUUCAUCUUGCAAGUGAUUCGGUUAAGUGGUUGACCAUCUCGACAAGAUAUAUACCGCUUAAAGGAGUUACGAUUUGUGCCCCCAACAUUCUCCAGUUUGAUUUCGAUGCCCCUAUUCCCCAUGCGCCAGACACAUUCUCUGUUGCGACAACUACUUCCAAGGGGUGGGAUUCAUAUGUAAGCCUCUCUUCACGUGAUGGUGAUCCCGAUUUCGACGUCAAUUUGUGGUUCCUUAAGCUGAGACGAGUGCUCGGUGCACUAAUUGGGUCUCGGAUUGAUCUGACUCUGCAGAUGAACGACUGCCCUCUGAACGUGCCGUGCAGUAAUCAUCUUCUAAGCGACCAUCCACCUGUGGUGGUGGACAACUUGGACUUCAGAACUCGUAAAUGUCGCACGGCAUCUUGGUACUCGGGAUUUACGAAUGGUUUGUUUCGUGUUUGUCGACCGAGGUAUGUAUCGGGUCAUACGCUAGUGAGCCAGUCGGACAGGAACAACCACAGACUCACAGAGUUUCAAUUCAACAUCUUGCUUGCAAAUGAGAGCCUCAGGACCGAGCCCUACUUUUGGCGGCACGAUCUGGAGCAAGUGCACGUGCACGUGAAAUCCAUCGAUAGGAAAUUAUGGCAGCCUGUGCAGUGGACGGACCUUUCGGAAUUGCAAAACAGGACGUGUGAUGGGUUAAUAUGGCUAGAGUUGAAAUGGAGAGAUCAGAAGAAGGCAUCAGUGCUGCAAACUAUCCAUACACUCUUGCUUUUCUUGAAAAAAUUAUCUAUACACUCUUGCUUUUCUUGA